GCGGCCAGUCGCGCAGUUGAGCGCGAGACUUCGUCGGGGCAGCUUCAGUCGGGUGAAUGUUUGUUUCUAUUCGCCGAUCGUCUGUCGCUCGUGUUAUCUCGGAGACGACGUUUCGAUUCCGCGAGCGACGGAGCGAGUCCGCGAGUUCGUUGCCAGUAGCAGUCGCGACCAGCACAGAUCCGCGGCAAGAAAAGUGUGCGGCAGCUGAAUCUCGCGCGUACCCCGUACGUGUACACGCACGAAACAAAUCCGCGACCGUCAUUCGAGCCGCACUUUUCGAGGACGAGUCAGGCAGAGAGUUUACGAAUACUGCGCGCGGAAUCUGCUCUAGUUUCGCAAAUCAUCGAUAACUUGUGGACGAGCCAGAAAUAUAUUCCUCAGACAGUCUCCGACUUUAUCGUAUACGCAUCACGGGUUCAGGAAGAGGGAUCGCACGAGCUACAGGACGAUUCACCGUCGUUCGGUGGCGCGCGCGCGCGCGCGCGCGACGCACCUCUUCUCGCUCGCUCACACUCGCUUACUCACUUUACGACGAAAAGUCUCGGUGACGACACCGGCGUUCUAAGACUUUCUACUCCUCUCACCUCACCGGUAAUUCCGUUCACGCGUGUGUGCGCGCGCGCGCGCACACGCGUGAUAUCACGAGACGACGACGACGACGACGACGACGACUGCAACGGUGUAUACGUGAAAUCGCGCGCGGGAUCGUAUGCGGUCUCAGCGACAGCCUGUAGCUCAACAGCUGCUGCUGUUCGCCGCGUAAGGGAAAAGCGAACGAGCGAGCGAGAGAGAGCGAGCCAGCGAGCCAGCCAGCCAGCCAGCCCCAAACCAGACCGCGGCGCGUUGCGUUUCGGGUCUUUGUGAAACGACAUUCGACCAUGCGGCUCUUUGGGAUCUCCUGGAAACGAUGGCCCGCCAGCGGAAUAGAUAUGAGCAUCUUUCUCUUUAAUGGUUUUCUACUGUUGGGCCUCGUCGUGGCGACGGUGCCGGAUGUCUUCUUGGUGCUGGGCUCGCCUGGUCCCACGCAAAUCGUCGACCGGGAUGCAAACAUAAAGAAAUGCCGCUACAACAGAGCCUAUUCCUUACUGGAGGCGCGAUGCACGACUUUGGAGUUGCAGGAAAUCCCAGCGAAUUUAAAGACGGACAUUCAGGUGCUGGAUGCCACGGUGAACCGGCUGAGGGAGCUGACCAACGACAGUCUGUCGCCUUACAAGAGUCUGGCCUACAUUUAUCUGGCUGACAACUUCAUUCAGAAUAUCGAGGAGGCCACGUUCGCGAAUCAACAUUACCUGCAGGUGCUGGACCUCACGAAGAACGGUUGCGACGGUCUGCCCAAGAGCCUGUUUCAGCUGCCGUACCUCAGGACGCUCUAUCUCGAGAACAACAAGCUCACCGACUCGGUGUUCAAGGUUCCGGUGAGCUCGCCCCUCAGUGUACUGCAACUGGCCAAGAACAAGCUGACCAAGAUCCCCGAUAUCGACGUGCAGCCGACUCUCACGCAUCUCAACGUGUCUGACAACGCGAUCGCAUCGAUCAGCAGCGAGGACCUGGCGCCGUUCUGCUCGCUCAAACUGCUCGAUCUGUCGAGGAAUCCGAUCCGAUUCAGCGGCGAGGACUGCAAGUGCCAGGAGCUCAACGCUUGGCUGAAGCUACGGCAAAUCGAGGCGACGCCGGACUCGUUAGAUUGCAACGACUGGGCGUCCGAGUCAAUAGCGGCAACAACCACUACCGCGGGCCAAUGCGCCAACGUGCGAUUCAGCAAUCGGACGCGUCAGCUGUACGACAAGUGCUCGGCGGUCAUACAGCGCAAGGUGGAAACCGAGAAGGCCCGCUCGGUCUGGAUAAUGGUGGUCUCGUGCGUCUCCGUAUUUAUUGUUUUCGUCUUUGCCAUACUAUUCUGCGUCCACAGGAGGAAUCGUAGACGACGCAGGAAGCAAAAGGAGCAGCAGCAGCAACAGCUCACGGCGAACAACGCCAAUACCGAGCUGCUCAACAGCAAUCUCACGUCGGGCAAUUCGUGAAGCGAUCGGACCACAGAGAGGGCUGCCCGCAACUGUAAAGAGGAGAAGAAGAAGAAGGAGGAAGAGGAGGAGGAGGAGGAGGAGGAGGAG
This is a messenger RNA of Harpegnathos saltator (Jerdon's jumping ant), 2111 nucleotides long. It is a transcript of the gene Lapsyn, whose product is annotated as Leucine-rich repeat activity-regulated protein at synapses. Gene Ontology annotation, cellular component: extracellular matrix. Gene Ontology annotation, molecular function: protein binding. The coding region runs from base 879 to 2021 and encodes 380 amino acids. The record is from RefSeq and is a predicted model, not a curated record. The transcript is spliced from 5 exons. NCBI's taxonomy places the organism in Eukaryota, Metazoa, Arthropoda, Insecta, Hymenoptera, Formicidae.